UCGUUUCUCUGCUCUCCAAUGUCAAAGUAUACGAAACUGUCGACUGCGGACGACAAUCUCGACCACGGCCAUAUGAUGUCUGGCAAUGACAUGGAGCUGGACUUGAUGGAAGCAGGCCGCAAGCACAAAGGCGGCUCAACGAACGGCACCACCGCCACUACAUCACCGCCGCAGCACCGUGGACAGGCGAGCAAGAGCGGUGGCAAGCCAGGGACGAGUGCUGCCAAUGGAGCGGCGGCGCGGUCAUCACGCACUGGUGCGCGAGGUCGUCCUGCUCACAAUGGAAGCAGCAGCAGCAGUAAUAGCUCAAGCGACGACGACGAUGACGAGGAAGAAGUCGUGUUCAGCUCGACUCCCGCUGCUGCUGCUGCUCGAAAUGCGAACGGAAAGAGCAAAGCAGCGGCGUCUGGGAGCCGUGCGAGUGGCAAGCGACGCCGAACUGCUGCUGCUUCUGCUUCUGCUGUCAAACCGGGUCGUUCUGAGCGGAGAUCGUCGUCGUCAACCUGCUUCAACUUGCUCGUCGUGCUGUGGAACCUGGUCAUCUUGGGCGCCAUCCUGGGACUGGCCCUCGAGCUGGUCAACGUAAUCAGUAGCAUGGAAGACAUGCGGCGCCAGAUUGCAGAACUUCAGGCAGCAGAGCGAGCCAGACAAGACCAACCAACGUCGCCCGGAGAUAUCUCCCCGGGCUCCACCGUGCAGACGCAGCUCGCGGAUUUGUCCGAAAAGUACUUUUUGCUUCACGGCGAAUGGACUGUGGCCAAGGACACGCUCGAGUUUGUCAACGACGCGGUCGCUCUGUUUAAUGCGACAAUCGUUCAGCCCGACUCCCCUCGUGGUCUGCAGAUUGCGAGUAUCGCGGAACAGCUCGGCGCGACCACCACGCUGUCUCGAUCCAACGAACAGCGCUCCAACCAAAAUGCCGAAGCGAUCUCUUCCAUGCAAGAGACAGACGCGGAGCUCCGAAAGUCGAUUGACGACAAUGCGAGAAACGUGGCGGAUGACUUCCAAAUCGUCCGGCACGAGUACCAACAGAUUUACAUUAACAGCAUUGUGAAUCUCACGAGGCGGGUGGAUACAGUCGAGGCGUUGGUGGCCACCACGAACUUGAACGAUGUUGCCCAAAUGGUCGACGGCGUGCUGGCGGAUGUCACAAGCGCCAAAGCAACGGUUGCUCAGCUUUCGAGUGUUGUCGAGGCGCUUCCAACCGACCUUGGCACUUUUAUGCCCUUGAUGAAUGACAUGAACACCCGGCUCACUGAGUUCGGGCAAAUCGCAGAAAACGACAAGAGUCUCGUCAAACUGCUCGAAGAGACGGCCACCUCCGCGCAGAACGAAGCUCGGAUAAACGCGAAUAGCAUCAGGAAUCUUCAAGACCGCGUCGGUACUCUUGAGGAGUGGCGCAAUAGACAGUCAGAGUAAUGUCCUUGUGGAUGGUAUUGUUGUAUAUAUGUCAAUCGGUUGAUGCGAACGGGCAGCCGCCGCGUUGUUGAAUUUUGUUUUCUUGCUUUGAUAGUGACCUCUCUGUGUGUUGAUUCUUGUGGUGGUUGUAUGUUGUGAUUUACUUCUGCUUUAUUUCCUGCUUAAUAUAAUGACAAUGUUGCGGAUUACGGA
Capsaspora owczarzaki ATCC 30864 is the source of this 1611-nucleotide messenger RNA. RefSeq lists its product as hypothetical. The record is from RefSeq and is a predicted model, not a curated record. NCBI's taxonomy places the organism in Eukaryota, Filasterea, Ministeriida, Capsasporidae. The transcript has 4 exons. Bases 19 to 1419 code for a protein of 466 amino acids.